Salvelinus fontinalis (brook trout) is the source of this 852-nucleotide messenger RNA. RefSeq names its product urokinase plasminogen activator surface receptor-like. Bases 1 to 666 code for a protein of 221 amino acids. The record is from RefSeq and is a predicted model, not a curated record. NCBI's taxonomy places the organism in Eukaryota, Metazoa, Chordata, Actinopteri, Salmoniformes, Salmonidae. The transcript is spliced from 4 exons.
AUGUUCAGUCUUGAACAGCCUGUGGGCUAUGUGAAGAAGCCGUCCCUUAAAGACAAGGUCCACUGUGUCGUCUUUGUGGUGGAUGCUUCUAAAGUGUCCAGCUACACCAAUAGCCGUGGGAACUACGGUGAAGCCACAGUGUUAGUGAACCUGGGCUUCUUACACAUUGCCUCUAACCAGUUAUUUUGCAACAUCGAUGGGUGCAACCAACAAACUCUACAGCCUGCCUCCAGUCUUCUGGCUAAUGGAAGACAAUGUCCCUCCUGCAGCAGCUUUAAGGAUACGGUGUGUAACAGCACUGUGGCCUGCCUGGGUGUGGAAGACCAGUGCUUUAGCGGCAUAACACCUGGCAUUAUCAAUUCUACUACGGUGAAUCUCAAGGGCUGUACAACUUCCAACGUGUGCAUUUCCAUUAAUCAACUGCUGCCCUCAGUGAAUCAACUGCUGCCCUCAGUGAAUCAACUGCUGCCCUCAGCGAUUAGCAUUAGUGACCUCGGAAAUGUGUUCACCUGUGAGACAGCUCCUGUAACUGUAACCACAGCCCCUGUAACUGUAACCAAAGCCCCUGUUAUUGUAACUACAGCCCCUGUAACAGCCACAGCCUGGUCCAUCAGACUGAGCCUAGUCCUUCUGCUGCUGGGCCUCACCAUCAGCAAACUUAUCUGAUAUAAACAGAGAUUAACAUAUCGGGACUCAUCUGACAAGAUAAUGCAUUGAUUACAAAACAACAGAAUGUACAAUGAUUUUCAUGUAUUGUGAAAGAUAUACUUGUUCUUCCUUUAAAAGUUGUGUUGUACUGCAGCACAGCUUGCAGGCUGCCGCAAAAUUCUAUGGCACGUUAUUUAAGUGUCA